Molecule: messenger RNA, 9071 nt
Organism: Cheilinus undulatus (humphead wrasse)
Lineage: Eukaryota; Metazoa; Chordata; Actinopteri; Labriformes; Labridae
Product: lysine-specific demethylase RSBN1L-like
Exons: 10
Coding region: 679-4380 (1233 amino acids)
Cellular component (GO): nucleus
Source: RefSeq, a predicted model, not a curated record
UACAGUCUAUGUACCUAGUAAGUACUAAGUAAAAUUAAUGUAUGCUUGUCCUCUUUGGCCUUCCAUAUAAUUGACUUCUACACAAUUUAGAAAUUAGUUUACAUAUUUCAGUUCUUAAGAAAACUGAAAUUUUGUUCAUUGUAUAAAUUUGCAUACAAGAGGUUCUGUUAAUUUUUUUUUAUGCCAAAGUAUUUUUUUGUAUAUGUCAUUAAAGUUGCAAAACAAAAAAGGGAAAAAAGUUAAUUCUUGGGGCAAAUACUUGAAUUUAUUCAUCUAAUAACUGCAAUCUGUUUCGUGGUCCUCAGUAAAGCAAGAGUGGAAAAAAAUCAGUUUAUGAAAAUUAGGAUUCUGGUUACUUUAACCAUUUUUAACUCUUAAUUAAAAUAUCCAUUUCAUUAUUCGCUUUACAUUUUUUUUAUCAAUUACAUAAUAACUACUCGAUGCUUUAAAUGGAGAUGAGGAGGAAGACAGUUCGUGUUAAUGAGUGAUUAAUAAAUUAUUUUUGACCAAUAAAAACACAGUUGAUUCAGCCAGGUCCCGCCUCCAGUUUCUCGCUCCCUGCCUGUCAGUCACGGCUUAGUCCCGCCCCCUCUCUGCCUGCUUGCACGUCGUGCAAAAAAACAGCAGCGGAGCGGCGGCCGUUGGGGAAAGAGAGUAAAUAGAGAGACAAGCCUCAAGAUGGCUGACUCGCUGGGCUCCGUCCACCUCACCGGAGCCACUGCUGUUGCUACUGCGGUAGCCCCUGUGGCCGCCUCCGCGAAAAGCCCGCUCGUCAAGCCCACCGAGGCGAAGGGAGCCCCUGACAACCGCUCUCAGUCUUCCCGGGAUUUCAAUCCGCCGCCGCCCAAGAAGGUCCGAGUCGAGGAGAAGACCGUGAAACCCAAGAAACUCAGCAGGGACGGGGGAGUGGGAGGCGACGGUAGCGGCAAAGAGAAAGUCCAGCAGCCCACGAAGCAGCAGAGUUAUGGCAGCAGCCCGGGUUCGUGGAGCUUCAGCCCGGUCAAGACGGGCAGCAGCAACCCUCCGCUGCCUGCUACUGGUGGAUCCCAACCACCGACAAACAUCCAUAAAGUCUUCAAACAGAGCGAUUUCUUCCUCCACAAAGCGCCUUCCUCCUCCAAACCCAAAAAACCUAAUAAAGAUAAACAGCGGGAGAAAGAGAGGGAUAAGGAGAAAGGAGGCGGAGAGGAGAAAAAGAAACAUAAACUGUUGGUGACCUCCGGACAUGGGACUAAUGUUAGUAACAACAACAACAACGAAAACAGCAGAUUUAACAACACUUCAGCAGUGAAGAGAGAAAAUGGGGAGGUCACGUUGCCACCCAAAGGGAUGCACCAAUACAACAAGUAUGAGCAAAUCUACUUACAUUUAGAGCACUCCAACAAGGACAACAAGGCGAAGGAGAGGGAGCGAGAGGAGAGGGAGAAGAAGAAGGUCAAAGACAGAGAGAGGGAGAAGAAGAAGCACAAAGUGAUCAACGAGAUCAAGCGGGAGAACGGAGAAGUCAAGCAGCCCAUUAAAGAUGAAAAAGAGAAAGCCAAGAUAAACUCUGAGGAGCUGCAAAUCAAAAAAGUGAAGAAGAAAAAGAAGAAGAAACACAAAGAAGGCGAGAAACACAAACGAGUGAAGAUGUACCACCGCUCCUGCCAGACCAUUUGUGCCGGCCUGCUCCUCAGCCCUCCAUCCUCCCCGCCUCCCAACAACUCCUCCCUGUCUCCAUUUAAGUCCCCCCUCCCUGUUUACACCCCACCUAACAACAAAACGCACCCACUGCCUUCGUCCCCUCUGAACGCCUCCUCUCUACACGACUCUCUCAAGACAGCACAGCCUUCCCCGACGAAACACCUGCCUCAGUGCUCUUAUCCUGGCAUGGCAGGGCUGGAGUUCGCCCCAUACAUCCACAUCGAGAACCAGCCUAACGGAGGCGCCCUGGUGGCUCACGCCUACACCUCCCAGCUCUCCUCUCUCACCGAGGGACAGAGGCAGAGAUUCGCCCAGGAGUUUGUUACCCUGUCUUUCAGCGAGGACUCAUCCCAGGCAGCUCAUUACGUCAUGGGGAUCAUCCACGGAGAAGCAGGAUACCUGCCUGACUUUUUGGAUUACUUCUCAACCAAGUUUCCAUCAGCUCCAGUCAAAAUGGAAAUACUGGGAAAGAAGGACAUAGAAACAACCACGAUGGCUAAUUUCUACUCUCAGGUGAAGAGGACAUACAGUAACGGCACAUACAGAGCCGGGGCAAUGAGACAGAUCAGCCUGGUGGGAGCAGUGGACGAGGAGGUCGGGGAUUAUUUUCCGGAGUUCCUUGGCAUGCUGGAGGAGUCGCCCUUCUUGAAGCGGACUCUCCCGUGGGGGACGUUCUCCAGUCUGAGGCACAUGAGUCCCACAGAGAGCGACGACGGGCCUAUUAUGUGGGUCAGACCCGGAGAGCAGAUGAUACCUGUUGCUGAUAUACCAAAGUCCCCUUUUAAAAGGAAACGCUCCACCAACGAGGUGAAAAACCUGCUGCAGUCACUGCCCAGGACAAGCGAGCCCAGAGAGAUGCUGUUUGAGGAUCGGACCAGAGCUCACGCAGAUCACAUCGGGCAGGGCUUCGAGCGUAAAACCACAGCGGCUGUGGGUGUUCUGAAGGCCAUUCGGUCUAUCGACAGCUCGGACCCUCCUCGUGUUACCAAAGACGUCGUGUGUUUCCAUGCUGGUGAUUUCCCUCAUGUGGUUCAGAGGCUGCAGCUGGAUCUCCAUGAACCUCCACUAUCUCAGUGUGUGCAAUGGGUGGACGACGCCAAACUUAACCAGCUGCGCCGCGAGGGCAUCCGCUACGCCCGUAUCCGCCUGUGCCACAACGACAUCUACUUCAUACCUCGCAACGUGGUCCAUCAGUUUAAGACCGUGUCGUCAGUCUGCAGCCUGGCCUGGCACGUUCGCUUACAACAAUACCACCGAGGAGAGGGAGAAGAGGAAGUCGAGGAGGAAGAGGAGGUGGUGAAGGAGGAAGAGGAGGAGGUGGAGCUGAAGGAGAAGGAGAUAGAAGAAGUAGAGGAGGAGAAGGAGGAGGAGGAGGAAUUGAGAAGAGCAAAGAAAAGUGAGAAAUGCACAAAGCAGAGGAUAAAGGAGGAGGUUGACUUGGAGGAGAAAAGGACGUUGGGGGAGCCUCCUAAGCCUUCGUCUGUUCUGUCCGCUCCUCCUCUUCCUCCUUCCAUGGACUCUAAAAGUAGAGAAAAAGAGGAGGAGAAGGAGACGAAGAAGGUGAAAGGCAUCAAACCCAAACAUCAGGAUUCACCUCCCACUAAAGAGAAAACAGAACCGCCUUCUCCUUUAAAAAAUAAACCAGCUGCAUGUCUUCCUCCUCCUUCUGCUCCUCAUCAAGACUCAAAACCCAAAGCGUCAUCGUCUAAGCACCUUCAUCACCACCACCAUCAUCAUCAUCACUCGGACAGCAGGACGUCUUCCAGUAAAAGCUCCUCCUCCUCUUCGGUGUCUCAUUCAGCUUCUAAAUCACCCGUCUCAAAGUCAAAGUCUUCCUCUUCUUCUUCAUCGUCUUCAUCCUCUGUUACCGCUACGUCAUCCUCAAUAUCGACCUUCGCCACUUCCUCCCAAAUACAUCUUAAACCCACAGUUUCUCCCAGUGCCUCCUCCUCCUCAUCCUUCUCCUCCUCUCAACUGGAAACAGACAAAGACUCCCCUCGCCUGAUAUCAGACGUUGCCUCAGACACUCGGACUCACAAACCCGUGGCGGACUCACAACAAACACAAACAUCCUCCGGUUUGGCGGCGGACACACGGACUCACACGGCGCCUCGAGCGUCGGCGGAUUCGCGGACAUACACGCUCCAGGAGAAAUGGACUCGCCCUUCUGACUCCAGGACGCCGACUAUGGAUCCACAGAGGCCGGGGAGCUAUUUACAGCAAUACACCCCCAAGCACCUCUCCCCUCCUCCCCCUCUCCCCCACAUGCUCCCUCCAUCUUACCCUCCUCACCUUCCUCCCAGACCACUCAUGCUCCCCCCAAACCCACCCCCAAACCCCACUCAGCCUCAAACUAUGAACUCUUUCCUCCCCCCGGCCCCCCCGCCUCAGCCGUACUACCACCCUCCCCUCCCCACUUCGCAGUCUCUCCCUCCUCCUCCUCUCCCCCACCAUCACCAGUACCCUCAGCACGCCAAACCCUACUACCCUCACUUCCCCUCUCACCCCUUCCUCCCCCCACAGUCUUUCCUCCCUCAGCCGCCUUCUCCUUACCCGCUUCAACCGCCAUACCAAACGCCACCACCAGCGCAGCAUUUCCCUCACCCGCCUCCGCCUCCUACCUCCACGCCGCCUCCCCUGCCUCCUUCUCUUCCUCCCCCUCCUCCUCCCCCAAAGCAUGAAGAGCAGAUUUUAUAGUUUUUGUACAUAAUGACGCUGUUUUUAACGACUCUGUAUGUACAACACGGUUUUCUUUGGGCUGUGUUGUUGUAAUAAGGAAACAAGGAAGAAGACAAGGACAGUGUGGACACGUUGUUGUCGUUUUUAACAGAUUUGGAUUUUAUUUAUCCCAGUUGUGCUUGGGUUCAAACAUAUUGAGUACUGAUUGGAUUUACUUGUAGUUUCGGCCUUCGUUGUUGUAUGGCUGCACCAAUUUAUGGAAGACAUUUUCAGCCUCAAGGUUUGAGAAAACUACUGUCUGGUUCUGUUUUGUCUUCAGAUAUCCAAAAAUCCUCGAUCUAUCAUGCAUAGGAAGGAAAAAGGAUCAAGUUCUCCUGAAUUUACAGGGCCUAGAUUUACCCCAUUGGAUGUUUUACCCUUUUAUUGAUUUUAUAAAUCAGUCAUGGUCAAUAAGACACCUGUGUUGGGAAGGUUAACCAGUAGUCAUUGCUACCAUUACACCAUAAAGAUAAAAGAACACUUCAAGCAACUCAAAGAAAAGGCUACAUAAAAGAGGCGUUUCUGUAUUGUCAAAUAAUAUUGACCAGAAUUGAUUCAUAAAAUCAAUAAAAUGAUAAAAUAUCCGAGGGGUGAAUACUUUCAUAGGCACUGUAUCUCUGAUAUUUACAGGAAACUGUCUUUAUGACAAACUUCUUUAUGAGACUUGCAGCUACUGCUUCCAUUUUUGUGGCUUUUUCUAGUGUUUUAUUUGUGCCCAAGACUGUAUCUGGAAUAACCAUGGGUCAAAAUGUGACAGUAUAUGAUACACUCUCGUAUUGAUAUUGCUACAUUUCCUCUACUUUAUUGUACCUUAAAUUAACAUCACAGGACUUUUCCAUAAUAUUGUAUUUAGAGCAAUUUUGCUCUGCAAUAAUCUGCUGAAUAUAAAUGCAUUUCCUUAUUAUUGCCAUGGUGACAGGAAGGAUCCAGAUUUUUAGACUGAUUUUAAAGCUCUUGAUAAAAGCCAGUGCAUCCUGAUGGAUCAUGAAUCACAGUGAGGAGUGUUUAAAUCCUCUCUAACCAGUUUAACUGACCAAGAAUAUUAUUAGUGAAGAUAUUUGUGCCAAGAAAGUAAAGACAAAACCCAAAGACAACUUACAGUCAGUGUACAGUGGCAAUGUUUUGCCAUAAUUUUAAGGAAAAGUGUCACAUUUGAGGCAACUACUUGUGAAGAAGAUUGUUACAAAAUUGGAUUGUGCUCCAAAUGUUUAAUAUUUAGCAGCAAGUUAGCAUAUUUUAGCACAAUGACUGGAAACACAGUAGCUAUACUUUAACUUUUUUUAGCAGCCAGAUAACCAGCAAAAAGUUAAUACUCCUGGCCAAGAAAUAAAAUGACAUUAUGCUAGUUAACACACUUAUUAACUUCCUUUUUUCUUGUAAACUACAUAUGAUGAUUGAUUAGCUAGCCUGUGACAAGGCUAAGCUAGCUGUUUGUCUCUGUUUUCAGGCUUUGUGCUAAGAUCAGCUAAUUUGCUGCUACAAGAGAUCAGAGUGGGAUCAAUGCAUUCCUUUUCUAAUGAUCAUAUUUCCCGAAAAUGUCUAAGAAUUAUUUAACAUUUUCUUUUAAAUUGAACUGAGGCAGCAGCAAAACUCUUCGUGUAAUUCAGAUGAUUUUUUUUCUAAUCUGAUUUUAUUGAACAUAAAAUUUAUUGUCUGGAUUGUUAAACUUGUAAAACAUAUUCAAAGUGUAAGAGAUACACCAAAGUGGUGUUUCCACCAAGCAGGUUUGGUUUGGAUCGGUACGGUAUGAAGUCUUUUAUUAGCAGUUUAACCAGCUGAAAGUCUGAUAAGUGUAGACUUUGAAUAAAAACAUUUUCGAAACAGGAAAAAAACAAGCUCUUAAAUGGCAGAAAAAAAAUAUUACACUAUGGGUGUUUGUGACCAAAAAUGGCAGCAUACAUAUAUAACAUCAGUUUUAGGAGUUUGCCAGUCCUUUGUCUUUCUAAGCAAAAACCUCUAAAAUUUGUAAUAUUAAAAACACAAAAAAACUGAAAUAACAUUCUUAUACAACAUGCAAAUUGGAUUUCCUUGAAAGAGAUCAUCAAAGCCUCGAAUGUGUUAGUAAUGAGCACCCACUUUGAUUUUUUUUUUUUUAAUGUUCUUUAUUUUAUAUUUUAAGGUUUUAAUAAAUUGUUACAUUCAGGUCGUUCAUGACCAAAAAUGGACACCAUACAUUAUUAGCAAUAAAAAUACCAAAAUAAAAAAGAAAUGACAUUUUACAGAUUAAUUUUUCAGUCAAGGUAAGUCCUGAUCAUAGAUACUCAGUAUUGAUUAAUUCUUAGAAAUGUAACCCUUUCAAUGCCAGUUUAGUGCAACAAAACCUGUUGUUUGUAAAGUAAAAUUCACAAAAAAAUUGCCAUUAUUUCUAAUACUACAUGCAAAUAUUAUUACCUUGAAGGGGACGAUCACAACCUUGAAUAUGUUAAUAAUGAGCAACAACUUUGGUUUUUCUUCACUAUUUUUGUGUUUUAUUGUUUUUUUGUAAAUUGUUACAAUAUUGCCUAUGGAGCCCCUUAAGGGACAUGGGGGAAAAAAUUUAAAAUGAUGAUGGAAAUGUUUCUUUUUUUUUUUUUUUUUUAAUGAUGAUGGGGAAAUUUAUUUUUGGAAACAAUUUGCGAGAUCUCGCAGAAAAAAAAUCCAUCAUCUUUUUUUUUGUUUUUUCAAUGGGUUUCAAUGGGGGAUUUUUGGUCACAAACAACCUGAGUGUAUACAACAAGUGUACAGAGCUUAUUAUUGACCAGUUACAAAUUCAAAAAUAUUCAGCUAAUUGUUGCUCACUUACAUGGAAAGACUUAGGAAGUAAUUUUUAGUCUUUUUGAACAGACCCAGGGUUUACUGCGGUGUUAAUUUUGUUGACUGAAACAUGACCAAAAAAAUGCUCUUCAUCAAGCUUUUUCCAUGAGGAAGAUGAGACUCAGACUAGCUUUUGUCAAGGUGACUGAAUGAUAUUAAAAUGUUAAUGUGACUAAAACCAAUGAACAUUUUAAUCUAAAGACUAAGACUAAAUCUGAAAUAGCUUCCUAGCUUACUGUACCAAAUCGUACAAACUGGACCGAACCAAACUGGACCGCUUGGUGGCACCAGAAGUGCUUGCAAUGCAUUUCUUUCAGCUCUUACAACAUCCAGACACGAGUAAUAGAACAAUCAGAGCAAUAUCCCACAGAUGCAGCUGUUCAAGACCUCCUAUAUGUGACUCAUUUUAGCACUUUUUUAAGACACUUGACAUUAUUGAGUAUGCUUACUUAAACUAAUAAAUCCCAGACUACCAACAGGGCAUUUUAAGGUUCUUCCAAGGCGUUGUGUUACUCAGAACAUCUUUGAUAGUUGUUUUAUACUAUCCAAGGCAAACAAAAGGUACACUGUUACAGAGUUCUUUCCCAAAGCACUAUUUAAAGAUUUACCUGAGGUUUUUUACACUUAAAAAUGUUUUAUCUAUCAACCAGAGACUGGAGUGCCCUGUUGUGUUGUAAGAAGAACAUUAAAUUAUUAGUAUUCUGUUUUAGAAGCAACUAUAAAAAAUAUUCUGUCUCACCCAGCAGCUGUUGAAUUGUGGUGUUGAGAAUAUUUGUUUUUGAUGUCUUGAUUUUAAUAUGAAUAUUGGAGUAAAGCCCACUUGCUAAUGUAGCCCAUAACAUUUCCCCAGUGCCUGUCCUUUACUGUGAACUACUAAAUGGUCCAGAGCUGUGUAGAGAGGAGUUCUGUCAUUUCAUGGAGGUUUUUAUGAGCCUCAGUUUUAAGUUUUCACUGGAGAGAGAGUGAAAAGCUUAAAAUUGGUCUUGUGAAAACUCUCCAAACGUCUGCGGUCUGAAUCUGGGAUGAGUCAAACUUUGUGGGUUGUCCUUAUUUUGGAAACAGUUUUAAAGCAGACAUAAACUUUCAGCUCUCUUCAGGAAAUGAUUUCACCAACAGAACUCUUCUCUGUGUGGCUCUGGGAGAGCGAAGUGAUAAUGAAGCACUUGAUGCCAGUCACGAGGGGCUCUGCAGCUCUUUUUAAGCUUUUUUUUUUUUUCGGGUUUCAGAUGUUACAAAAGAAACUGACAGGAACUUCUAUAUUUUUUGUACAAAUGUGAGAAAAUUAUGGUUGAAAACAACACAAGUCUUCAGGGGCUCCUGCUGUUUUCAUCCCUUUAUUCAUCUUAAGUUUUUUUGUUAUUUCUAUUUUGUUUUUGUGAUUAUCUGUCAGCACUGUAGUGUACAUAAGACAUUUUGUAAAGAGGAAAAAAAUUGUAGUGUGGUUUCUACUUUAAAUAUGAGCCUAGCUAAUAAAAGGUUCAAUGUAUGGAAAGAAAUGAGUUUGAACUGAUGCUUUCUCAACUGUCGAUUAAAAACUUUUAAUGUACAAUAUGGAAAAAAAAUAAGAAAAUGUGUGUAAAUGUAAAAAGAAGAUAUAUGUCAUACAAUAUGAGGAAAACUGAUGAAACCUUUUGGUGAUCAAGUGCCAAAAGGGGCAAGGAAAGUCUGAGGUUUAAAGGUGCUCUGCUGAACGUUUGGCAACCAGUAGCACUGCAUUUUCUGUUUUUAAAGAUUUUCUUUUGCCUUUUUUGUGAGCACAAAGUCUUUGCAAUUCAAAAUUUGUUUUUUUUUCAUUAUUCCAAUUGUUGGCUGAAUUUGCUGGAGUCAAGAUGUUAAUUUUGUUAUUUCAAAUGUUUUGUAACCUAAUGAGACCUGAG